Molecule: messenger RNA, 808 nt
Organism: Beta vulgaris subsp. vulgaris (sugar beet)
Lineage: Eukaryota; Viridiplantae; Streptophyta; Magnoliopsida; Caryophyllales; Amaranthaceae
Product: rRNA-processing protein CGR1
Exons: 1
Coding region: 124-693 (189 amino acids)
Cellular component (GO): nucleolus
Source: RefSeq, a predicted model, not a curated record
AAAAAAAGUGAGGUAGUCCCAAUCGUCGAAAGUCGAAACCCUAAACCUUUAUUUAGGAUUUAGCGGCACCCUUCUCUUUUUUAUAAAAAAAUCUCUCUCCUCCAUCCACAAACCCCGAAAUCAAUGGCGUGCACAAUCGAUUUCCGGUGCCUCGACGAAGGAUUUGGCGGCAAAACAUACAAACGCAAGCGCGAAGAUCAAGCUACUACUGCCUCAGAAGCUGCUCUAGACGAUGCAUCAAUGGAGGUCGACAAUCAAAACGACAAUCCACCAGCUAAAAGAGCCGCCGUUUCGUCUUCCGACGAUCCAAACAAGCCAGUUUUCGGCAAACCUACAUACGACGGUGUGAUCGCCGGCAGAGUUUCCGGCAGGAAUUGGAAGCAACCAAGGAAGCAUAGGUCGUCAGCAAUGGCGGUCAGUCGAAAACCGCCAUCGUUGGAGCAGAGGAUGAGAGAGAGAGAGGUGAAGAAGGCGUAUAAAGAGAGGAAGGAAGAGUUAAAGGAGGAGAUUCGUAGUAACAAAGUUGAGAAGAGGAAGAAAAAAGAGGAGAGAGAAAAGAAGAAACAAGAGAAUAUUUUGAGGUCUGGAACUAAACUUCAGAAGAUCACGAAUCCUAAAACUCUCAAGAGGAUCGCCAAGUCCAAACAACGCAAACAGCUUAAAGUUGUUCCUGAUAAUCUCAUCAAGAAGUAAUUCACAUCUCAUUUUGUUCUAAUUUCAAGUUUUUCUUGUAAUUUUGAUCUGCUUUGAUAAGUGUAUCCUAUCUUUUAGACGAUUAUGAGUUUAAAUCAAAAUUUUGUUGCUCUUA